AUGACAAAUAAGCGUGUAUUCAUAUGUUUUGCCGUCUUGAAGAAAGAGAGUGUACGGAGUAAGCAUCGUAUUAUGGUGCGCGCACUCGUUACAGUUCUCAGAGAUACCAAAGUAAUGCAUCACGUAACCGACAUUAGAUUUAAGUCAAGUAGAUAA
Messenger RNA from Plasmopara halstedii, 156 nucleotides. RefSeq lists its product as uncharacterized. The record is from RefSeq and is a predicted model, not a curated record. NCBI's taxonomy places the organism in Eukaryota, Oomycota, Peronosporomycetes, Peronosporales, Peronosporaceae. The transcript has 2 exons. Bases 1 to 156 code for a protein of 51 amino acids.